Oncorhynchus kisutch (coho salmon) is the source of this 5426-nucleotide messenger RNA. RefSeq names its product adenosine receptor A2b-like. NCBI's taxonomy places the organism in Eukaryota, Metazoa, Chordata, Actinopteri, Salmoniformes, Salmonidae. The record is from RefSeq and is a predicted model, not a curated record. Gene Ontology annotation, biological process: vasodilation; G protein-coupled adenosine receptor signaling pathway; adenylate cyclase-activating G protein-coupled receptor signaling pathway. Gene Ontology annotation, molecular function: G protein-coupled adenosine receptor activity. Bases 271 to 1362 code for a protein of 363 amino acids. Gene Ontology annotation, cellular component: plasma membrane. The transcript has 3 exons.
UUCAAAUACCAUGUGUUGAACGGAACUAGUGAGUCUCCAAAGUGAGUCUCCAAUACCGCCUCGCAACAGAUACUUGGAGGAGUGUAGUAUAUUUUCAAAGGACUGGCAAAUAAUGCAAAGUUUCAAGAGGGAUGGCUGUUAUCGCAAACCAUACUUUUGGAAUAUUCUUGGAAUACAGCAAAAACACUAUCUCUUUUGGACCCACUAGAACAGUCUGUCUUAUGACACUUUUUUUUCUGACAGACCUAAUGUUCUGAAAUAUUUGCUGAGAUGAUUCAGUACUACAUUGUAUUUGAGAUAUUUAUAGCUAUUUUAUCCAUCUCUGGCAAUGUAUUGGUUUGCUGGGCUGUCGCCAUCAACACCACUCUGAAAACCACUACGAACUACUUUUUAGUGUCUUUGGCUGUGGCAGAUAUUUUGGUGGGUUGCCUUGCCAUCCCCUUUGCCAUAACCAUAAGCAUCGGUAUAUUUUUGGACUUCUAUGGAUGUCUUUUCCUUGCCUGUUUUGUUUUGGUACUGACUCAAAGCUCCAUUUUUAGCCUCCUUGCAGUUGCAAUUGAUAGAUAUUUGGCCGUCAAAAUACCCCUCAGGUACAAGGAGCUGGUGACGGGUACGAGGGCCAGACGAAUCAUCGCCAUCUUAUGGAUCCUGUCUUUCGUCAUCGGCCUCAUCCCAUUCCUGGGUUGGAACCUGAAGGUGACUUCCUGCCGUCAGAAUGUCUCCAGUAGCCUGACGAAUGGCAAGUCUUUGGGGGACAAUGCCAGUACCACCAUCCCCCCCCUGGUGGAUGAUCUGGGCAGAGCAGGUGACUUCCUGAGCAGCUGCAAGCUUAACUGCCUGUUUGAGAGUGUGGUGGACAUGCACUACAUGGUCUACUUCAACUUCUUCGGCUGCGUCCUGCCUCCUCUGUUUAUCAUGCUGGGCAUCUAUGUGAAGAUCUUCACCGUGGCCCGCAAGCAGAUGCACCAGAUUGAACUCAAGUGCUCAGUGAGCAGCAAUGGGGACAGCCACCAUCACGGGCUCCUGCAACGUGAGAUCCGUGCUGCCAAGUCUCUGUCCAUCAUUGUGGGGCUGUUUGCCCUAUGCUGGCUGCCCGUGCACAUCCUCAACUGCCUGACCCUGUUUUACAAGGACCUGUGCAAGCCGGCCCCCGUCAUGUACAUAGCCAUCAUGCUGUCACAUGCCAACUCAGCCGUCAACCCCGUUAUCUAUGCCUACCGCAUCCAGGACUUCAGGAACACAUUCCGAAAGAUCCUGACGCGUCACGUCCUAUGUCAGAAGGAGGAGCCUUACCUCCACUCCUCCAAUGGGAGCAGGCGGAACAGAGACCAGAUCCACAUGACCAUUGACCCUUUACUCUGAGGGGUGGGGCUACAUGGGGCAUGACCCUUUACUGUAAGGGCAGACACCAGUGUUCGUGAGGCGACUAGCCCCGCCUACAUAACUUUACUUCAAGGGUGGGGCCACAGGCCGGGGGUAUGACUCAAGGAGAGACCCAACCCCCCAAAAUACUAUCUGUGUUCAUGUUUUUGUUGUAUUGUAUUCUUCAAUGACAUUUUAAGUGAGAUUAUAAAUGUUUACAGAACAAAGAGAGUGGGUAUGAUGAAAUGUGAAACUGAAUAGAUGAUCUGCCUUGAAUGGGGAGCAUUGCUUAUGAGUUAAUCUGAGUAUCAGGGGCCAGGUGAUGAAAAGGUAGCCUGGUCCCAGAUGUGUUUGUGCUGUCUGGCCCACUCCUAUGGUCAUUGUCAUGGCCAUAGGAGUUGGCAAGACACCACAAACACAUCUGGGACCAGGCAAGUGAAAAGCAGGCAAGAGUCUUAAAGCUGGAAUCCGUAUUAGGUAAAACUGCCACGUCCUUUUGCAAUUUAUAACAACAAAGAAGUUACUUCAAACAACGAACUUCGAGUUGUUUUCCCUCUGAUAUAAUUUCACAUGCAUUAGAACAGCCACUCUGCUGGAUGCUUCUCUCCUCUGUUUCAUCAACAAAACAAAAACAAUAACAAAUGCACUGGGGUGAACAAUGGCACAGUUCACCUUAUGAUUUCAACUGUUAAGGAUUUAAUUUUUAUUUUGUCAAAGCUAACUGGAUUUGCAGGACUGUGAAAUGAACCCAUUACUACAAGAUAACACAUAAUUUACCAUUCCUACACAUUAACCAUAACUCAAAACAUUGCUUUUUCUAAGCCUUAACGUUUCAAAAUAAUAUACAUCAAUUGUUCAACUUUUAUACCAAUGUUUGGUAUUUUAUUUAUUGUCAUGUAGCAGACAUUUAUUUAACCUGGCUGAGGUGUGUACUGUAUUGUUCAUCAUGGGCUACAUCGCACUUGCUCAGUACAGGUCUUGUGUAAAAAACAGACAUAGGAAAGUCUGUCCAGUGGAACAAUUUACGACAGCAACAUCAGCAAAAUCUCCAGUGAGAGGGCAUAACACACACGCAACACAGCUCGGAGUGGAAAAGUAUUUUUACACAUAAUAUAAACUUGUGGGGUGUUAUUGUGCUCUGCUUAAAUUUAGCAAAUGUCAUGGCUUCUUUCGUGUCAUGGAGAAAGCUCAGGAAUAUACAGAAUGUGGUGAGGAAGACUGACUGAGUGGGGGGAAAAUAACCCUGAAAUUCACAGACACAGAGGAUAUUUGGAGGUUGAGAUGUCUGGCAAAAAAACUAUAUAUAAAUCAUCACUCACAAAUACAGUUGAAGUCAUAAGUUUAAAUACACUUAGGUUGGAGUCAUUAUAUCUCGUUUUUCAACCACUCCACAAAUGUCAUGUUAACAAACUAUAGUUUUGGCAAGUCGGUUAGGACAUCUACUUUCUGCAUGACACAAGCCAUUUUUCCAACAAUUGUUUACAGAUAGAUUAUUUAACUUAUAAUUCACUGUAUCACAAUUCCAGUAGGUCAGAAGUUUACAUACACUAAGUUGACUGCCUUUAAACAGCUUGGAAAAUUCCAGAAAAUGAUGUCAUGGCUUUAGAAGCUUCUGACAGACUAAUUGACAUCAUUUUAAUCAAUUGGAGGUGUACCUGUGGAUGUAUUUCAAGGCCUACCUUCAAACUCAGUGCCUCUUUGCUUGACAUCAUGGGAACAUCAAAAGAAAUCAGCCAAAAAUUUGUAGGCCUCCACAAGUCUGGUUCAUCCUUGGGAGCAAUUUCCAAACGCCUGAAGGUACCACGUUCAUCUGUUCAAACAAUAGUUCACAAGUAUAAACACCAGGGGACCAAAUAGCCGUCAUACCGCUCAGGAAGGAGACGCGUUCUGUCUCCUAGAGAUGAACGUACUUUGGUGCGAAAAGUGCAAAUCAAUCCCAGAACAACAGCAAAGGACCUUGUGAAGAUGCUUGAGGAAACAGGUACAACAAUAUCUAUAUUCACAGUACAACGAGUCCCAUAUCGACAUAACCUGAAAGGCCUCUCAGCAAGAAAGAAGCCACUGCUCCAAAACCGUCAUAAAAAAGCCAGACAAAGGAUUGCAACUGCACAUGGGGACAAAGAUUGUACUUUUUGGAGAAAUGUCCUCUGGUCUGAUGAAACAAACAUAGAACUGUUUGGCCAUAAUGACCAUCAUUAUUUUUGGAGGAAAAGGGGGAGGCUUGCAAGUCAACAUCAUCCCAACCGUGAAACACGGGGGUGGCAGCAUCAUGUUGUGGGGGUGCUUUGCUGCAGGAGGGACUGGUGUACUUCACAAAAUAGAUGGCAUCAUGAGUUAGGAAAAAUAUGUGGAUAUAUUGAAGCAACAUCUCAAGACAUCAGUCAGAAAGUUAAAGCUUGGUCGCAAAUGGGUCUUCCAAAUGGACAAUGACCCCAAGCAUACUUCCAAAGUUGUGGCAAAAUGGCUUAAGGACAACAAAGUCAAGGUAUUGGAAUCCUGACCUCAAUCCUAUAGAAUAUUUGUGGGCAGAACUGAAAAAGCGUGUGCGAGCAAGGAGGCCUACAAACCUGAGUCAGUUAUGCCAGCUCUGUCAAGAGGAAUAGGCCAAAAUUCACACAACUUAUUGUGGAAAGCUUGUGGAAGGCUAUCCGAAACGUUUGAUCCAAGUUAAACAAUUUAAAGGCAAUGCUACCAAAUACUAAUUGAGUGUAUGUAAACUUCUGACCGACUGGGAAUGUGAUGAAAGAAAUUAAAGCUGAAAUAAAUCAUUCUCUCUACUAUUAUUCUGACAUUUCACAUUCUUAAAAUAAAGUGAUGAUCUUAACUGCUUUGAAUUAUAUUCUACUUCCUUCAAUUCAAAGCCAAUUCAAAAUCACGGUUUGAAUUGAAAUAAAUUCAAAAAAUCCAAAUUGACCCCAACCCUGCUAGGAACACUUAAGCCUAACCAAAUAUUAGGGGGCUGACAAGUUCUUGUUCUGUGAAAGACAAAAACAUGCUUUGUCAGUGUAAGAGUGUCAUUGCGGUAUUGUAUCUGUGAGUCUGAGACAGAUCUGUUAAAUAGACGGUGCAUCGCUCUUGGUUUGAAUUCCAAGAUGUCUCUCUCUACUUGACCACCCAACGUAUGGUCUUGCACAUGUUUCCUGUGUGGAGAUAGAAAACCAAACCUCAAAAGAAUUCCAGUUUAACGAGGCUCCGUUUGGACAUAAUGGCACUCUGUUAUGAGAAGAGCCAUCCUUCGUGUGGUCAGAUGAGGAUUUAAAUGCACUGACAUUUUAGAUAACGCUAUUACAUUUUUAUGCUUUAAGAUAAAAUGUGUUAUGUAGUGUUUUUCGAGUGUUCACAAGGUUAAAGAGAUUGAACGGGAUCUUAAGCACUUACAAAUUCAUAAUAUAUUGUACAAAUUGGAGGACAGUAUUUCCAUUUCCUUGUUUUUUUUUAUUUCUUCACCAUACUUCACCAUACUCAUCAACCUCUUCAACUUCAAGGGCUAAACUAUAGGAGUGUGUAGAACCUCAAGUACAUUCCAUUUGAGACUGCACUGUACUGGUAUUACUAUCAUUUGUUCACUCAAAUGUGACCUUAGCAUCAAGAUACCAGGGCUGGGGUCAAUUCCAUUCCACUUCAGUCAAUAAACUGAAAUUCCAAUUUCCCUAAAAGUGCUUCUCAAUUAGCAAAAUGUGGAAUUGGAAUCUCAGUUUAUUUCCAGAGUUGACUGAAUUGAAAUGGAAUUGAUCCCAACCCUGCUAGAUACUGUGGGUUGUAAAAGCCUUCAACAAGCAUGACUUGUGAAUGAAUGAGAAAAACCAUAUAAAAACAAGCUUGUCAUAGUGAUCCUGCCUUCCAUUCCAACCUGUGUGUUUGCACAUGUUAUAGUAUUGAUGUCACUAAUCAGUAGCCUAAACAGUCCACUGUGGUUCACGUCUAUGAUGUUCAAUGUUUAAAUAAUAAUUAUUUCACUCAACUGACUACAACUGUAAACCAAUACUGCUAUUUAACAUGAAAAGAUCUGUAUGUAAGGCAAAUUAUUUUGUUAAUAAAAGCUAUGCUUAUAUUGUUACAGGUCA